AUGCAGUCCAUCAUGGCUGCCAUUCCUCUCUUUACGCCCUCUAAGCCAGCUCGAUCCUCACCACGGACUUCGCUAGGCACAACUCCAGUUAGUAGCGGCACAUCGCGGGUCAAAAAGAGCACGCCAGGAUCAAAGAGGCGACAGUCGUAUCCGAAAAGACAGGCCGAAGAGGCGGCAGCUUUACAGAAGGGGACUAUGGAUGACAGCGAGAUUCACAACAUCAGUGAUUCGGUGCAACUUGAGCAGGACGAGGUGGCAUCAGCAUCCACUCCCCGUGCGACUCCACGCUCUCUGAGUAGCAAAAAGGCAGCAGAUACAACGAGACCAGCCCGACGCAGUGGGCGCAUUUCGGAGAUUCUAGAUCGGGCAGAUAUUGGAGCAGAGGAGCCACCAGAGCCAGAGAGAUCGGUGAGGUCGGUGAAGCCAAGGAAACCAGAAGAAGAAGAAACGGAAUACGAAUUCGACGGCUUCGCUGGAUAUCGCUGGGCCGGCGACUCCAUCGAGCUUCAAGUGAAAUGGGUGAGGGAUGAAGGACACGAUGACAGCGAGGAAUGGGAAGACGCUGAAGAAUGGGAACGUGGCAAGAUGACUUGGGAGCCCGAAAGACAGCUUCACGAAGAUGCUCCCGAGUUCCUGUUUGAGUACUGGCGCUCACAAGGGGGACGGCCCGAGAACCCAACAGACCCAGGGUUGUAUGAGAUCUUUGCUGUUCUCAAGCACAACAAGAACCGCACCAGAUUGCUCAUUGAAUGGGUUGGGUAUGAGCGCUCAGAGGCUACCUGGAUGCUUCAAAAGGAUAUCCCCAAAACGGCACAGGAUAUCGUGGAUGACUACUUUGCUGGUCUAAAGACUAAGGGUAAGAAGAAGUGA
Messenger RNA from Trichoderma aggressivum f. europaeum, 870 nucleotides. RefSeq lists its product as uncharacterized. The record is from RefSeq and is a predicted model, not a curated record. The transcript has a single exon. NCBI's taxonomy places the organism in Eukaryota, Fungi, Ascomycota, Sordariomycetes, Hypocreales, Hypocreaceae. Bases 1 to 870 code for a protein of 289 amino acids.